Molecule: messenger RNA, 978 nt
Organism: Penicillium cosmopolitanum
Lineage: Eukaryota; Fungi; Ascomycota; Eurotiomycetes; Eurotiales; Aspergillaceae
Exons: 1
Coding region: 1-978 (325 amino acids)
Biological process (GO): regulation of DNA-templated transcription
Molecular function (GO): DNA-binding transcription factor activity, RNA polymerase II-specific; zinc ion binding
Source: RefSeq, a predicted model, not a curated record
AUGUCUCUCCGAACUGCCGUCCAGCCUGACUCAGGGUCGGUGAAGAGAUCGGCAUCGUUCGACUGGGAAAAGCCAAGCAGAAUCAAGACCGCUCCAGCAGAUAUACAGAUUGGACACAUCGGCUCGUAUCUUGGCUCUCAGGGGACCCAUGUGGAUUUUGCCCGUCUGCUCAUCACCUUACACCCGAAUAUGCAACCACCUUGUAACAAUAUUCGAUGGAUAGACCCUACGACAGCAGAAAACUAUCAAGCGCUGGAGACACCCUCACCCUCAAUAUUACCUGGAGCGUUCGCCCAUGCCCCCCAUCUUCCAACCGCUCCAAAUCCACAUCUUCAGUUUAGAAACGGCCAGGCGUCUCACCCCUCUCUUCCCGACAGCGCCAGGGAAUAUCGAGGGCAUGGGUUCGCUGCCACCCUUGCCACUCCGCGUCGAUAUAUCAGAGAGCCAUCCCCUGAGUGCAAUUUCAGGAUCAUCAUGGAAGAUCCGGCCAAUUCAAAGUCUUACCGCGAGAAGGUGAUACGAACUGACGAGGAACGAGCACAGCAGAAGGAAGACGGUCGACGUUUGAAAGAAAUCGGCGGAGCAUGUAUUUCAUGCUACCAAAGCAAGAAGAAAUGUGGACUGGGUAAUUCUUGCCCACCGUGUAAACGAAGUGACAAAGAGUGCAUCCGAAAAUACCCUGGCAGCUCUAGUCCAUCUCCGAGUCGAUCCGACAGUGCGCAACCAUCUACGCCUGAGUCUUUUGGUCAAGGUUGUUCUCACCUGAAACUGCCUAGCAAAGACAACCCGGCAGACCUCCCUUGCUUUCCGGGUCCUCUAGACAAUCUAUCUACCAUGGAUCCGAGUAUCCCCUCGGUACAGUUGGGACAAUGGAUGACCUCAAAUGAUGACCAUGGCAGUAUUUCUCCUCUUGGCCUCAGCCUUGACGGCGCCUUUGAGGAGAACGGGCUCGGUUACUACUAUCCCCAGUUCGUAUAA